Notechis scutatus (mainland tiger snake) is the source of this 873-nucleotide messenger RNA. It is a transcript of the gene VIP, whose product is annotated as vasoactive intestinal peptide. Gene Ontology annotation, cellular component: neuron projection; extracellular region. The record is from RefSeq and is a predicted model, not a curated record. Gene Ontology annotation, biological process: adenylate cyclase-activating G protein-coupled receptor signaling pathway; epinephrine secretion; regulation of protein localization. Gene Ontology annotation, molecular function: neuropeptide hormone activity; peptide hormone receptor binding. NCBI's taxonomy places the organism in Eukaryota, Metazoa, Chordata, Lepidosauria, Squamata, Elapidae.
AAAUGAGGCAGCUGGAAAGGCUGCACUAAGUGCAAAGAAAAGCAGGCUGGUAAACUUCAGACCAGGAGACCAGAUACUUGCCUUUGAAUGCUCUGCUCAGUAUCUGAAGAAGAAAGUGUGGCACGCUGAAGAGAAAUUCAGCACCAAGGAGAGCUCCAAGUCUUACUUGUGCAAAAAUCACCAUUACGGUGAUUUUUUGAAGAAUCCAAAAGUCCAUCUUCUGGCUUUGUCAAAAGAGAUGGAACACAGAAGUAGCACCCAUCUUCUCCUCUUUUUUACAUUCCUCUAUGUUUUCUGGUCUCAAGCCAUUGCCUUGCCUCCUUUAGGAUCAUACUCAACUAUAAGACUAGGAAACAGAAUACCAUUUGAUGGACAAAGUGAAUCUGAUCACACCCAAAGUUCAUUAAAACCCGAGGCUGACGGGGUUCUUCAGACUGCUCUACCUGAAAAUGAGAAAUUCUAUUUUGAUAUGUCCAGAGCUAUUGACAGAAAUACAAGACAUGCUGAUGGGCUCUUUACAAGUGGCUACAGCAAACUUUUGGGUCAACUUUCCGCAAGGAAGUAUUUGGAAUCCCUAAUUGGAAAAAGGAUUGGAAACAACAACCCCCUUGAUGAGCAGGUGCCAGUCAAACGUCACUCGGAUGCUGUCUUCACUGACAACUACAGCCGUUUACGACAACAGAUGGCGGUGAAGAAGUACCUGGACUCUGUUUUAACUGGGAAAAGAAGUCAAGAAGAUCUCAACCAACCCAACCUUCGGGACGAAGUAGAAUUGCUUGAACCAGCCUUCUCAGAAAAUUAUGAUGAUGUCACUGUAGAUGAUCUGAGUUUUCUGAAUCGCCUCCCACUGAACCUCUGAAGACGACUCAGUAA